AUAGUAUCGAUUUUAAUACCAGCUCUAGGCGAUAGUGAAAAAAUUAAUUAACAAAAUAAUUUAAAGUGAUUUGGGUCAAAGCUGAAUCAAAUAAUGGCCACGAAAACAAGUACAAUUGAGCGCAACGGACAGUCGGCCAAAUCCUCCACGCUGCGGGAAAUUUGCGCGCGCGCCAUUACAAAAUCGGAGUGGGAGGACAAGGAGGAGUUUCUAGAUGUGAUAUACUGGUCGCGCCAGGUGUUCGGCAUCUUCCUGGGCGUCAUCUGGGGCAUAGUGCCGCUCAAGGGAUUCCUGGGCCUUGUUCUAUUCGCCGGCAUCAGCUGCGGAAUCGUCUACCUGUACGCCAUUAACUUCCAGAAUGUGGACGAAGACGCCUACGGCGGCGUAUGGGAACUGGUCAAGGAGGGCUUCAUGACGUCGUUCGCCGGAUUCCUGGUCACGUGGAUCAUCUUCUACACCGGCCUGCACUACGACACCAUAAUGGCGGCGAAAGUGUCCUAAUGGCACCUCCCGGCAAUAUCAAAUGCGAGGAGCCAUAUCUCGAUCCCCACCAUUUCCACAUAAGCUAGCCGACCCUCCUGUUUUUGACCCCUUCGAACUCGCUGUAGAUUGUUAAACUUUUAGCCAAUUACGUUCAUGUAAACGCAUUUCUCCGGUGGCCAGUUGUCCCAGAUCUUUCCGUGAAAGGUCCUCCGGCCAAUGGCCCUAGUUGAAAACAAAAGAUACUCUAUAUAUUUGUGUAUGUCCAGAAUGCAGAAUGCGAUGAAUCAA
Molecule: messenger RNA, 771 nt
Organism: Drosophila elegans
Lineage: Eukaryota; Metazoa; Arthropoda; Insecta; Diptera; Drosophilidae
Product: respirasome Complex Assembly Factor 1
Exons: 3
Coding region: 94-501 (135 amino acids)
Biological process (GO): mitochondrial respirasome assembly
Source: RefSeq, a predicted model, not a curated record